This is a messenger RNA of Paramecium tetraurelia, 1030 nucleotides long. RefSeq lists its product as uncharacterized. NCBI's taxonomy places the organism in Eukaryota, Ciliophora, Oligohymenophorea, Peniculida, Parameciidae. The record is from RefSeq and is a predicted model, not a curated record. The transcript is spliced from 6 exons.
AUUAUAUAGGAUUAAGAAAAUAUCAAGAUAGGUUCUGUUAUUCUUUCGGAAAGUUACUUAUUUUCAUUAACCUGGCUGAUGCUUUUGAGAUAAGCAUAAUUGAUGCCUUUAGUAAUUAUUGAUAAAUAGUAAUGAUUAUAGCAACUUCGAGAAAUGUUAAAUAGAUCAAAAAAAUGUUAUUAGCAUCAACAUUAAAAAAGAAUAUUAAAUUAUAAAAUUAUUAAUGUUAAUUAUAGAUAAAAUUAUAGCUAUAUGGUAAAGCAUCACUUUUGGAACUAAAUUUGUUCUGAUAACCAGCACAAUUUGUUGCAUUCUUGAUUUACUGACAAAUGAUUCACUAUUCGAUAUAUUUGUAGACAUCCCAAAUAAGACUAUAUAUUAAAUCGAAUUAUGGAGAUUACUCAUUCCAUAAUUCUUUCAUGGCGAUAUAUAUAAUAUUACAAUAAGUUUACUUGGAUUUCUGUUUUGUGCAAUUGAAGUUGAAAAAAGUUAUGGUACCAUACCAUUUUUUUGUGACAUAUUCUUUAAGAAUCUGAUCAUACAAAUUAUUUAUGUUUUGCUAUGCUUUUCGCUUUCAUAUUUAACUUUGGAAGUCCUAGAUACUGAGUCUUUUGGCUUUUGGAAUAUCACAUUUAUUUACAUGAUGAAUAAAGCACUAAGUGAUUAUGAUGAGCCUUAAAAGUUCCUGUGCUUUCCAUUUUCUCUACAAUCAAAAUAUUACCCGCCUGCUUUCUUCUUGAUCAUGAAUAUAAUUGAGUUUCCUAGAUUAGAUCUAAUAGCAGCAGCAUUUUUUGCACUUAUCGAAUACCAAUUAUUUGAUGGUUUCAUGAUGAAAUUAUCUAAGGGGUUCGUUACAAAGAUAGAAUAUUCCUUCCCAUUUAAAUUCUUCUAAUCCCGAUAAGAUUUUAUCACAUGCGAUUAAGUUAAUCAUUCAUUUGUUUUGGAUGAAGCAAAGUAAUCCUAAUACCACUUAGAAAUUGGAAGCAUUUCAACUACAGAAGCUAAAGAGUAAGAUUAACAAUAGAUUUGA